Molecule: messenger RNA, 2136 nt
Organism: Penicillium cinerascens
Lineage: Eukaryota; Fungi; Ascomycota; Eurotiomycetes; Eurotiales; Aspergillaceae
Exons: 8
Coding region: 1-2136 (711 amino acids)
Biological process (GO): regulation of transcription by RNA polymerase II
Cellular component (GO): chromatin
Molecular function (GO): DNA-binding transcription factor activity, RNA polymerase II-specific; RNA polymerase II cis-regulatory region sequence-specific DNA binding
Source: RefSeq, a predicted model, not a curated record
AUGACCGAAAGCCGGAAUGAGGCUAUUGGUCGGAAAACAUUCAAGCCGCGCCGAAACGGUGCUGCUCGCAGCCAGAGAGACCGGCAUUAUGCGUGCAGCAUCUGUGAAGAGACCUUUACGAGAUCGGAACACCUACGGCGCCAUGAGCUUUCCCAUCGCAAUCACAAACCUCAUGCAUGUCCGCAAUGCAGUCUGACGUCGGCUCGCAAAGACGUCAUCUCCAGACACGUCAAAAAGUUUCAUGGUCCCGUCUGUACGAAUUCCCCUAGACGACGAAACGACAAUGAGGUUCUCCUUUCCUUUGCCGAAUCGGACAUCAACGCCCCCCCCCCGGCCAUUGGGGCGCCGCAUACUCUGUCCCCCAAUGCCACGAUCUAUCCGGUUCCAACCUUGGGAAUCCCCUAUGACGACUCUUCCGAAUCUCUUCUUCUGGGCAACGCCCCGGUGGAUCUCAUGCCAGAUGCCGGAGCGUCGAGAUCCGACGUCGACAUCAACUUCGAAAUUCUCGACGAUUACAUUUUUCAAAUCUUGCAGCCAGACGCCACCGUCUUCCUUCCCAUCACCUCGGAUUGUUCGAGGAAGACUCCAGACCACCGGGUGGAAAUGACCCGAGCCUUGGAUACGGAUUACCAGAGCAGCGGCCUCUUCCUGGAAGUGUCACCGCGGGAAAUAGAGCUGGCCGAGGCUCAACUCAAGCAGUUCGAUGUGGAGGGCCGUCUCAGUGGCUUCGGCUACCCCUCGCGAUAUAAAGUGAUCAGGUUCCUGAAGGGAUUCCUUAAUUAUUUUUUACCGCAUGCGCCGAUCGUGCAUAACCCAACAUUCAGUCUCACCACGACUUCGGUCCUUGCCAUCUUAGCGAUCGGGGCCGUUCAUGUCAAUGAGGCUGAAGUGGCGACCAAUCUCCAUCAUGCGGUGCUGAAGUUGCUUGCAGAGCAUGAUGAGUUGGUCACGAUCGGUGAGAAAGAAGCAAUCUUUCAGUUAUGGGAAUUCCAAACGAGACUCCUCUCUUGCCAAUUUGGCCUGUUUAGCGGUGACUCUAUCCUCCAACGUCAAGCUCGGUUGGCCUUCGCCAGACUCCCCGCGCUCGCCCAAGAGGCCAAGAUCGCUGCUAGCGCUGCGUCAGGGAAUACGUGGGAAGAUUGGAUCAUGAAAGAGACCAUACAUAGGUGUAUCACUUGGACGGGAGUGCUGGCCGCCAUACUGCUAUGCGAUGAAGAAGAGGUUGCCUUCAAAUUCCGUAUUGCAGAACCGGACGUGCCUCUGCCUUGUUCCGAAUUGCAAUGGUCUGCCUCCGCGAGCGACUGGCAGGAAACGCCACCCCGGCAAAUAUCGUCCGUCGAAUCCUUCCGGAAGAUCAUUGAGGGUCAGCCAGUCGAGGGGGAUGUCACUCCCUUUGGCCUCUUAGCGAUCAUCAGUGCGAUCCUGUCCUAUAUUUGUUCCAUGGAAAACUUGGACGAAUAUCACAUUCGGCGCUCUCCCCAGUUGGAUGACGGUUCCUUGGAAACGGCCCUCCGGGUGUGGGAAGAUACGUGGAAACGACAUCCUUACUGCCAUUCCUUGCCCGAGGCCCCUCACGGUCCUCUGAUGGCCGAUUCCAUCCUCGUCUUGAACUCCGCCUACUUCCAUCUCUACGCCAGCCGCCAGUUGAGAGAACUCAAGGCUUUCGUCCGAUCUCCCGCCUUGCAGACGUCUCCGCUCGACCUGGAAAGUCUCUACAGCCUGCCUUGUCACCCGGGCCUGGUCAAAGGGCUCACGCGAGCGGCGCGGUCGCUCUUGCUCCGGGUACGUCUGGGAAUCCGACACCUGAUGAAGACUGUAUCGCUCAGCCACUCAUGCUACGGCCCCCUGCCAUCAUAUGAAGGAGGUCUGUUGCUGACCUGGUACCUACUGGGGAUUCGGAUCUUUGGAAAACCCGGAAAGGCCGAUCCAACCAUCAACAGCAUUAUCGAUGAGAUGGUCACUGAAAGCGAAGGCGCAUAUGAACCGCCGAUCCAGCGGGAAUUUCUGCCGUUGAUGCUCAUUGAAGACCUGUUCCGAGAACGAUGGGUCUGGCAAUCGUCUGGUCUCCUCGGUGAAAACCUCAGGCGCAUGAUCCAGCGGGUCGACAGUUUGAAGGACUAUAUUAACAUGGAAUGA